AUGGCCUGUUGCUGCCCGGCCCCAGUGGUGGACCACCGAGGUAGCAGAUGUGCCAAGAGAGGCUGUGACGAGGUGUGCGACAAGGGCACUCUAGCCGAGUACACCUUCUGUGUUGCUUUUGCCGUGUCCUCCUUUACCAUCCGCGGCACAGUGUUUAGCUACGCUGUCAACGACACGCAGUCGAAUAUGGUGGUGCUUGAUAACUGGCACGGGUGGUUUGUGUCCGCAGCUGUCACCUCCACCGAGCUCUCGAUGACGUACAACUACAAGGCGACCACAGUGGAGGUGGAGGACCUGUACGUACUGGAAAGGUGGCGGAGGGUGUGUCUAGUAGGAGUUCGCGGUCAAAACCACACCAUAUAUCUAGAUGGCGUUGUUCUCCACUCGUGGCCUUGGAGGAGGGAGCCUUGUCUCCUCCCUGACGGAGCUCUGGUCAUAGGGCAAGACCAGGACCUUCUGAUGGGAGGCUAUACUGCAGGCCAGUCAUUCCGGGGCAGCGUUACGGAGAUGAAUAUUUGGCGUCGAGCUCUCACGUCCCAACACAUCCAACGCUUUGAGUCGUGCGAGGCAGACGCUGGGCAAGAAGGAGACUGGGUGAGCUGGAACCAAGCACCCUGGCGUGCCAUGGGUCGAUAUUAUACUACCACCACUGACCCAUGUCAAGCUGCCACGAACUCCAUUAUCUUCUUCAACAUACGAUCUACCUACAAAAAGGCAACCAAAACUCUUGAGAUCUUGGGACUCGAUCCUUAUCUUCCCCGUGACCAGACUGACGCCGACCAACUUCAAGACAAGAUGCUGCUCUAUGGCGAAAACUGCCUCAACGAUGCCAUGCAAGGACACAGUGUUUGGAUACGCGCUUAUUUCAACUUUACCUCCAAAUACUGGCAGGACACGAAAACGGGAGAGCGGCUGAAUUUUAAUUUGGAGCGGCGCAAGCGAACUUAUGAAAGCUCACGUGGAGCUGUGCAAGUCGGCAAUAAUCUAUGGAUCACUGACGAUACCGAAAAUGACAACUGCUUUGCUGGAUUUCUACCAAAGAAAACACCAAUCUUUUAUUUACGAGGGAUUAAGGUCAACAGGCUCCCCAGUAAACAUUCGAAUGCUUUCAUUCUAUAUCAGACAAUGUCAAAGUACCUUUCCUUCAGAGGCCUCCAACGUCUCGCCAUCGAAUACCGCUCGGACCAGUGGGUUCUUUCCGACGAAAAGACAAAUACGACUCUGGGAGUUCUCGUCUCCGAACAUCUCCCCGUUGGCCGUCACUUGUGGUAUUUGUACUACGAUAAAAGAUUCGGAAUUAAAGAAGAAAAUCUGACCCUGAGCACCUGCUCCCCAGACCACUUCACGUGUGACGACGGCUCCUGUGUCAAGAUGAGCCACCGCUGUGACCUUGCGAGUGACUGCAAGGACUGGAGCGACGAGCGAAAUUGUGACAUCGUAUUGGCGCCCACUGGUUACCUUCGAAGCCUGCCGCCUUCCCCUUCCCUCAUUAUUGAUGUCGAUGUCUUUCUGGACAUCAUCGAAGUUAACCUGGUGGGGAUGACGCUCGUCUUGGAUCUGUCGUUAGAACUGAGUUGGUACGAUCCUCAUGUGACGUACCGCAACCUGCGCCCCAUUCACCGCACCAACAUUGUGUCCACCAAGGAGAGCGAGUGUCCUUUGUGGCAGCCCAGCCUGUCGGUGGCGCCCACCUACAGCUUUGCGAUCCAGAAGUCCUCAGUGAUGGUGGUGCGCCAAGCUGAUGGGGUCAUCAAAGGAGACGACACGGUGUUUGAGGGGCGAGAGAACUCCCUGCGAAAGACGGUUCAACUUCAGCCAGUUGUUCGGUGCAACUUUAACCUGCUACUGUUUCCCUGGGACGUACAGGUGUGCAGCUUCAACAUUAUCGUGGUAAACAUCCAUGCGCAGGGCAUGAGAUUUAACAGGUCGUCACGUGCAGUGUACAAGGACGGGCUGGUGUUGGAGGAAUACCUGCUCAACAAUAUGACGCUAGUGCCGGGCGAGGACGGCAACACGGCAAGCAUCACACUGGUGCUUGAGCGACGUUACCAGAAGUACCUGUGGGACACCUUCCUGCCCUCCGCCAGUCUCCUCAUCAUUGGCUACGGUACUUUGUUUCUUCCUGCCGAGUCUUUCAGCGACAGAGGAACCAUGAGCCUCACUUCGCUGCUGGUGCUAGUGGCUCUGUACACAGACUCCCUUGACACAUUGCCCACUAUCCCUUACAAUACACUCAUGGAUAUUUGGUACAUCUUUUCAAUUGCUUUCCUUGGCCUCAUCAUUGCUACUCACUUAUGCACGAGCAAGAGUCCCGACAACCAAUUCAGCAUUCAAUAUCAAAAAGGCAACGGAAAGACUGGCCAGGCCUGGUCAGUGCCUGAUACUACUCAGGUUCACCCAACACGAGCAGCCCGGGUGUUGCGGUACGCACGCUUGGUCUUUGCCUUAACCUUAGCACUCUUCCUUGUAUUUUAUGCCUGGCCAAUACUCGCCGCUGGAAGUAUUACAGAGAAAUAA
Molecule: messenger RNA, 2517 nt
Organism: Portunus trituberculatus (swimming crab)
Lineage: Eukaryota; Metazoa; Arthropoda; Malacostraca; Decapoda; Portunidae
Exons: 4
Coding region: 1-2517 (838 amino acids)
Biological process (GO): nervous system process; monoatomic ion transmembrane transport; chemical synaptic transmission
Cellular component (GO): neuron projection; membrane; synapse
Molecular function (GO): transmembrane signaling receptor activity; neurotransmitter receptor activity; extracellular ligand-gated monoatomic ion channel activity
Source: RefSeq, a predicted model, not a curated record